AUGUAUUCCAUGGACCAUCUCGAGCGGGACAUGAUGAGCCGGCACUACCUGUACGAGGCGCACAGCUUCCUCGGGAACCCGGCGAUCCCGGCAUUGCCACCGCACUGCGGCGUGCCCACCACGGCGACCUUGCCGGCGAUACCGUCGCAACUGCCGUCGCAUCCGUCCGGUAGCACCGGUAGCACCAGCGGCAGCGAGCACUACCUGUACGACGAGAACAGCAGCGACAACGAGAGCGUCUACAGCAGCGAUCAGGAGAACCACGCGAGAGAACGAAGUCGGGGUAACCGGCGUAGCGGUACGUCGGGAAAAUGCCCGCGACAGGUGCAGGUGCAGCAACGACAGGCCGCGAAUAUGCGGGAACGGCGGCGCAUGCAGAACAUAAACGACGCUUUCGAGGGCCUGAGGGCCCACAUACCGACAUUACCGUACGAGAAGAGGCUGUCGAAGGUCGACACGCUGAAGCUCGCCAUCGGUUACAUAAACUUCCUCAACGAGCUCGUCAGGGCCGACAAGGGUAACGACCCGCUGACCGGGAACAACGGUCUCACGAGGUGUUCCAGCCGAGACGACUCUAAGAAGAUCAUAGUCCGUGGCAGCGGUGGGAACCCCUUCAUCUCGCACUCGCUCUCGUGGUCCAGGAAGUCGGACAUCUCACCGAACGGUAUGAUGUACGCGAAAGUUUGGACGCCGGAGGACCCGCGAACGUCCAAGAACGGGACAACGUUCGAAUAGAAACGACGACAACGGCCCGUCGACGGCUCGUCGGGGUUCCCGAACUCCCUCGUGACAGCUCCGAGAGGAGCGCCGGCUGUCGCUCGGGCUCUCCCCGUUCCCCGCGUGUUAUUUAGUGUCUAAGGAAAAGCGUUUCUAGUCAUUCGACCUCUCGUCAAGCAAAAAUGUAACUUUGUACCUUUCCAUCGUCGAGGAAGCGUCUCCGACGUCUUCGGCGCGGCAGAUCAUCAUUCAUGUUCGCGCGCGUAUUCUUGCGAGAUCUCGUCUCGAGGCAGGAGGCGAGCUUGCGUCGAAUCAGACGGACGCGAAGAAGAACUUACCGCGCGCGUAUCCACGUAUUUACGAGACAUUUUUACGAAAAACGUUCCGCGCGCGGAGCGUGCUUGUAAAUAGGAUACCCGAAAUCGAAUUAGACGAACUGAUAAUAAGGGAUAAGCACCGUUUGUAUACCGUAAU
Molecule: messenger RNA, 1191 nt
Organism: Dinoponera quadriceps
Lineage: Eukaryota; Metazoa; Arthropoda; Insecta; Hymenoptera; Formicidae
Gene: Fer1
Product: pancreas transcription factor 1 subunit alpha-like
Exons: 3
Coding region: 1-735 (244 amino acids)
Biological process (GO): developmental process; regulation of transcription by RNA polymerase II
Molecular function (GO): RNA polymerase II transcription regulatory region sequence-specific DNA binding; DNA-binding transcription factor activity, RNA polymerase II-specific; protein dimerization activity
Source: RefSeq, a predicted model, not a curated record